This is a messenger RNA of Drosophila takahashii, 1617 nucleotides long. It is a transcript of the gene Ugt303A1, whose product is annotated as UDP-glycosyltransferase family 303 member A1. The record is from RefSeq and is a predicted model, not a curated record. Gene Ontology annotation, molecular function: UDP-glycosyltransferase activity. Lineage: Eukaryota; Metazoa; Arthropoda; Insecta; Diptera; Drosophilidae.
CUUCGGGCAGCGGCAUGUGCGGUCGAUUUACGUGAGAUGUUUGGGGGCCCGGGCAUUGCUGGUCUACUGCUCCCGGUUCUGCUCCUUGGCGUUCUUUGUCCCAAGCUGGCCGAAACGGAAAAUAUUUUGGCCAUAUUCUCCUACACCUUUGGCUCAUCUUAUUUGCUGAUCACUCCGUUUCUGAAAAACAUCGUCCAGCGGGGUCAUCAGCUGACUGUGAUAUCAUCCGUUGCAGAAAUGCCCCACAUAGAGGGUGUCCAUCACCUACGCGUGAAAAAAUUAGAUAUGCUGAUGCAAAUACUCCUGGAUUACGAUUACGACUUUCAGUUGAGCAAAUGGAUGGAGGCUCAAUUCGUUGCCGAAUACUUUUACAACUGUUCGAAAUUCGUCCUAGAGGAUCCCGGGGUGCAGGAGCUGCUCCACAAUGCCAGUGCCCAGUUUUCGAUGGUUAUUCUGGAGGCAUCGCACACCGAUGCCCUCUACGGAUUUUCGCAGCACUUUAAUGCACCGCUGGUGGGCAUUGCCGCCUACGGAUCGGCAUGGAACAUUGACUUCCUGGUCGGGAACUCGGCACCGAGUGUCUACGAACCGAUGUCCGCCCUGGGAUAUUCGUCUGGCCUCAGUCUGAUGGAGAAGUGGCACAACCUGAUCUUCAUCACCGAGGAGCGUCUGGUGGAGCGAUUCAUCUACCUGCCGGGCCAAAUUGAUUUGUACAAGCAGCAUUUUCCCGGAGUGCCGGCUAGUAUUCACGAGCUGCGACGCAGAUUCUCACUGAUCCUGAUCAAUCAGCACUUUAGCAUGGGUCGAGUGCGCAGUAAUGUUCCCAAUAUCGUCGAAGUGGCCGGCAUGCACUUGGCCGAACCCACACAACCCUUGGAUGCGGAACUUAAAAAGCUUUUGGAUGAGGCCGAACAUGGAGUUGUCUACUUUUCAAUGGGUCUGCAGGUCCUUGAUAAAUGGUUGCCAGCUGGAAUGAUUGAAACGAUGCUGGCUGCCUUUGGGCAACUGAAACAACAAGUGAUUUGGAAAUUGAACAAUACAGCGAUAGUUGAUAAUUCAGGGAAUGUCUAUGCGAGAUCAUGGCUGCCACAGCGAGAGAUCCUCAAUCACCCCAAUACGAAGCUCUUCAUCACCCACGGUGGACUUUUGAGCUCCAUCGAGGCGGUUCACUAUGCGGUUCCCCAGCUGUGUUUGCCGCUGUUUUACGACCAGUUUCAGAACACCAAGCGGAUGGAGCAAAUGGGCGUGGCCAGGAGCUUGGAUAUCACAAACAUCUCGCAAGACGAAGUUGUAAGGGUCAUCGAGGAUCUCGUGUACAAUGCUAGUUAUAAGCUAAAUGCCAGGGAUCUAUCCCAGCGAUUUCAUGACCAGCCAAUGUCGGCCAUGGAGACAGCGAUUUGGUGGACGGAAUAUAUCCUGCGGCACAAGGGAGCCGAUCACAUGCGAAUCGCCGAGCAGGAAAUGUCCCUGAUGCAAUACUAUAACGUGGACGUCGUUUCAGUGCUUUUCGGACGAAUCGGAUUGAGUGUUAUAAUCGUCAUCUUUGUGGGUUGGAAACUGGUCUGUUUGGCAACGAGAAACCUGGAGUACCGCUUCAAUGUGCCCAUGGUAAGAUGA